UUGGCGAAGAAAUUCUUUCGUUUUGGUCGAAUUUGUACUUGUUUAUCUUGAAAAUUUGGGAAGAUUGAUGAUCAUUAUUUAAUCGAAGGUCAACAUAUCGGUCAUCAUGAAUGACCCAAGGAAAAAGAGGACCAGUUCGUCGAAUAAAAAUCGCUCUGGAGGCUGGGAUAACCCGUCUUCCCAAAAUCAUCCAGCAAAUUCUCGGUCUGGUUGGCCAAGAAAUUCCAAUCAAUCCAAGGCAAUGAAGCCAAAUUAUCAGAGAACCACCAGUCACGAUCGAGUGCGUAAGAUAGUUCAGGAGGAGGGACGAGCAGCCAGGAACCUGAUAGCUUAUAACGUCCCAGUAGAAGAUGAAGAAAACUUGCAGUUUGCCUUUGAGCAGGGUGCUCAACGAUUCAAAAGCCAGUACUUGAGGAAGUCUGGUGGAAAAGCCCUGUCGUUAGACCGAGCCACCCAGAGAACAUCUGCACGCGGCUCCAUGAAGCUCAGGGAAUCAUCCUCUCCUGUCAAGAGACAGUUCAGCGAGAUCGAAAGGAACACGCCCAGACGAUCAAGCACCGGAACCAGCUCUAAGAAGCCCGAUCUCCGCGCCAGAUAUUGGGCGUUUUUGUUCGAUAAUCUUCAGAGGGCGGUAGACGAGAUUUAUAAGACUUGUGAGGCUGAUGAGAGUGAGGUGGAAUGUAAGGAGGUAAUAAUGAUGCUUGAACAAUGCACAAAAGACUUCAAAUCGUUGAUUGAAAGACUGAAAGUCAUAAAAGCGUUUGAGACCGCUGACGAUGAUAACAAGCCAACUUCCCUCGCCUGGGAAGUGAGGAAGACUUCCCCUGGUAAGAUGAUGCCACCCCCGUCAAUGGAUAGGAAGGCGAUAGUCGGCACGGCACAGCGAGUUCUUCACUUUGGUACGACUCCCCAACAGACACCAGCAUCUACAAACUUGGUAAAAGAUGCUGGCACCCAGAUCAAACCCAGUGCACCAUCACUGGCCCCUCUCAUCACCUCUCCGCCUGGUAACAGCUGGGCCGAUAAAGUCAAAGGCAUCAAGUCGCCGCCGCCAGUCGCCGCACCACAGGCGGUGGUCCAUUCGAAAUGCGUCACUGUGGAAGAAUUAGAGGAAAAGAUGCUAGAGGAAGAGGUCAAGGAACCAAAGAAAACCGUAUCUGAACCAAAGAUGGCGUUGUCCAGUAGUGACGAAGAUACGGAUGGGUGGGAAACGGUCCACAGAAGUAACAAGAAUAAGAACAGAAACUCUCCCGCGCAGAAAACUAGUUCAAUAAAGUUCAAAUCAUGCGAAAAUCUUAGUAAAACUGGCACGGCGCGGCAACAGUCCGUACCAUGUCCUAAACCAAAUGGCCGACCGGGUCUGCAACAUAAAAGUACUUCAGAAUCAAACUUGGCUAUAAAAUUGGCAAGGAAUUCACCCCCUGUUGAAUCUAAUCAAACGAAAAGGUUUUCUAAUCGGUCUCCGGUUCAGGGUGGCAGGCCAAGGACUAUUAGUAGAGAUAGCGAAAAGGAAAAUAAACCACGUGAGGAUGCCACUCGAACUGUGUCUGUUGAAGUAGUCGCACAAUCGGCACCGAUUGUGAAUAAUAUUAAAAAAGACAUUGUGAGUAAUGGCAUUAAUAGUAUGGAAGAGAAAAGAUCUGAUACACAUGAUGAAAAAGUUGAGAAAAAUACGAAAAGUGAUGCGCUAAAAAUUCUUCCAAAGGAUGCGGUUGUUAAAAUGGAUUAUCCUGCAGCUACGAAGCAGACUGUGAUACUUUCUGACGAGUUUGGAAUUCAGAUGAACGAGGCUUUGAAGUCAAGAGGAACGCGCAGUCUCGAAUUGGAUACGGAUGGGGAAGAUAAUGACGACGAUGAUGACGAAGAUAACGCUAUUCCUACUGAACUUGAUGAGUUAUUCAAGUCGGUAAUGAAUGCAGAACACCUAUUGAAUGAUGAGCUACAUGUAGAGGAAGAGCAGGAGAGAGCAUUGCAGUCGGCCAUGCAUGAGGAGGAAACCUAUCUUAAGGCAAUCGAACGAGAGGAGAAAGAAGAGAUCAUUGUGGAAACAGAGACAGAGACUGAGACUGAGAGUGAACUAGGGAAUACGAUGAGUUCUGUGGAUUUCAAAAAGAAGAAUGUCCAGCUGGAUUGGGAUUCUAUGCUUGCUCAAUAUGAUGCCGAAGCUGAACAACGUGAGAGUUUAAACUGGGGUGAAAUGGUCGAGAUCGAGGAAGGCUCAGAGAGGACUCCUGGUCACAGCGUCCACAUGCAUGAAAAAUUAUCAUCGCCGUCAAGGAAAAGAUCGCCUGGAGAAUCCAGAAAACGACAUGAAGAAAAGCAGCAGAAAGCUCAAGAGCUCAGGGAGAGAUUGUUACAAGAGAAGGCUGAGAGGCUGAGGGAGCUAUCCAAGAAGGUUGAGCAAGUGCAGUCUUGGAAAGAAGAGCUGUAUCGUCAGAGGCGCGUGAUGAUCCAGCAGAAGAUGCAGCAUGCGGAGGAGAAGAGGACGCUGCAGAUCAGGCAGAAGGUGAAGAAAGCUCACGAGGAGGAGACCAAGGCGAAUGAGAUAGCGUUCAUCAACACGCUAGAAGCCCAGAACAAACGCCAUGACAUCAUGUCCAAGCAUGAGGAUGUGGAGGCGAGGCUGCAGGAGAUUCAAGAGGAACGCCAGAGGAAGCAUGAGGAGAAAGCAGCCAAAGAGGCAGCAGUGGAGGAAAGAAGGAAGGCCAUAGAAGCCGAGAGGAUAGCACGUCUGAUUGAAAUGCAAGAGCGCCGCAAGCAGCGCGAAGUCGAAAUUGAGCAGAAGCAGGCUGAGAAGGAGAAAGAGCGAUUGGAGACGGCCAGGAUGAAGGAAAAGGAUCGGGAGGAGAGGAUGGCCGCAUUGAAUGCCCAGCAGCAGGCCCAUAUUGAAGAGUUGAAAGUCAAGAUUCAGCAGAAGCAAGACGAAUCGACGCGUCGCCACAACGAGAAACUUGGACAAAUUCGAGAGAAGGCGUUUGAGAUGAGCGUAUUGAGGCACUCCACUGAAGACCACAACGACGCCCCGAAACUCACUCCAUAUGACAAGAAGAAGUUGUGCAGUCUUUGCAACGUGCUGCUACCCUCUGAAGUUCAUCUGUUGAGUCACUUGAGAGGCAAGAAACAUCAACAGUCUCUAUUGGCCAAGAACCAUGGCAAGGAACUAUCAAGAGAAGUCAUUGAAACGUUUAACCUGCGUCAUAUCACGGAUGCCCCAAGCGAUCGGCCUGAUCCCCGCGCUGCCUUGGAUAAAGAACGACAAAAAGCUCUGAAGAAACGCUGUAAGAAGCUUAGGCAACGUAUGACAGUCAGGGGCAUUGAGUAUGAGAAUGCACUCGCUGGGAAGCAGCCGGCAAAUGAAUCGGAGCACAAAGCAAAGAUGCAGAAGAUUAUAAAAGAUGUCAACAAAUAUCUCCAAACGCAGGGUAGUGGUCCAUGGCCCCAGAACCGCCUGUCAGCCCUGGACCGUGCUACUGGAGAGUUGCUGAGAAUAUUAGAAAAGAAGGCCAUUUCCGAUCAAAUUGCUUUUCGCUAUAGCGGAGGAGUGACUAGUCUGUGUAGGAUAUUACUCUUGAUUGAUCAGUCAACAGCAAAUGUACCACCCGUGAUACCCUCAAAAUCUCUAGCCCUCUGUCUCAAUGUCCUGAAAGCAGCAACGAAAGGAUGCUACGAGAACUGCCAUUAUAUGCUCUUUAGCAAUAAGAUCGGAUCAUUGGUCGACCUACUUAUACAUAGACUUGUGAUCCUCCUUCCAGAUGGCUCAUCGUUAUCCAACAGCAUGAACAGCAUCAGCAGCAGCCAGAUGAACAAACUGCCAAACGACCCGGUGGCGACCGGCCUCAUGCAGCUCCUGGCCGCUGUGCUAGCAUGCCUCGCCAAGAACAACCCAUCGAUCAACUCGAGUGAGGCGUCUGCUGAGAGGAUGAGCGGGUCUGGCGACGCCCUGAAUAAUCGGGCAAAUGAUAUAAUAAGUUAUGUAAUAAGUGUGGGUAUCGUCGACCGUCUCCACCAGUACUUCAUCAACGUACACGAACCUAUUGACGAUGAUCCCGAGGCGUCAGAGUUUCUACAGCACAGUAUUGGCCUCCUCAUUGCCAUGAUCAGAUUCAUGUCGCUUUCAUCAAAAAGAAAUCAAAAUAUAUUCGACAAGAAGAACUCAGAAGAUCCUUCCCAUCUGAUACAGACCUUUAGCGUCACAGAACUCUUUGGCAUCGUUUCGCUUCUGUACGGCAUGCUCCUCCACAGUGGCGCCCCCGUCAGGCGGGACGCGUCACCGCCUGAACUCCCCGGUCACACGGUCUCGUUGACGUGUACCGCCAUACGGAUGCUCAAUCAGAUGGCGAUACUUGACUUAAAGACGUUUCAGAGUGCGUUGGGUGAAGAAGGGACGUGGUUAGAGUUUCGCCAUAUUUGCAGUUACCUUCUCUGGUACUGCUCUCACUGGAGCAACGAGGAUUUACUCCACGAAGUCAUCCUGUCCGUUGGAUAUUUUGCCGUACUAAGCACAGAUAAUCAGCAAUUUAUCCAGUCGGGCCAGCCGCCAACAGUCCUGCAACAACUGUGUUCACUGCCAUUCCAAUACUUCAGCGAUCCAAGGCUGACCAACGUUUUGUUUCCGACCCUAGUGAGUUGCUGUUACAACAAUCAAGCCAAUCGCGAGAUUCUCGAGAAGGAACUGAGCUGUGCGCUCCUCUCCAAUUUCAUGGAGGAGAAGAAAUUGGAAGCUCAGCAAGCAAAGUUACAAAACUCAAAAAAGACUGCCAAACUGCAAGAUAAGGACAAGGCCAAAGAAGUUGAACCGAAGAUGGCCCUUCCAAGUCGAUUCCCAGUUGAAUCUUGGGAUGAUGCACAAGAAUACUUCAAAGCAACAUAGAUUAUACAAUAUGACCUGCGCCUGCCCAUUUAUAGGUCAAAGACGGGUAUUGAGUGUUCGACAUGGGCUGAUGAACAAAAUUAGCUCUAAGAUGAUAUACAUGAGUUGUCAGUUGUGAACGCAUCAAUUGAUCAGGAUUCCCCAUGGGGAUUUGACAUGAAUGAUAUAUUUGUGUGGUCUGAUUUGUCAUUAAGACGUCAGUUGCUCUUGAAUCCAGUAAAUGCUUACAUUUGCAGAUGAAGAAAAGAAACUAUGACAGUUCAUAUACAUGUACAGUCCGUACAGAAUUUGUACAUUUCAUUCAGAAUUACAUGUAGUACAGGUCAAACAAAAUAGUACAAAUCAUAAGAAAAUUGUACAUUUCAUUCAUAAUUUGUACAGGUCAUACAAAAUUAGUACAGUUCAUACAGAAUUAGUACAUCUUUUAUGUUUGCUUGAAUACAUGAACAUAUGUGACCCGCUCUACCAAAACUAGGCGCUUGUCGCAUCUGAACUUGACUGGUUGAU
This is a messenger RNA of Lineus longissimus, 5377 nucleotides long. Its product is annotated as S phase cyclin A-associated protein in the endoplasmic reticulum-like. The transcript is spliced from 28 exons. Bases 107 to 4870 code for a protein of 1587 amino acids. Lineage: Eukaryota; Metazoa; Nemertea; Pilidiophora; Heteronemertea; Lineidae. The record is from RefSeq and is a predicted model, not a curated record. Gene Ontology annotation, molecular function: zinc ion binding; nucleic acid binding.